GCUCGCAUUGACGGGCAAUCUUCAACAAAACACCCGCCCAUUUUUCCACCGACGGGGUCACCGACCACAACUCGCAGAGGCAUCUCUGGAAUUCCGCUGCACAAAACACCAAUCGCUGCCUGAGCCGCCUCCAAGACACACAAGAGCCAUCAACGACAAGCAGCGCGCGAGACAGACCCCAGCCCGAGACAAGUCAGCCCAGCAUCGCCGUCGCCGCCCUCACCGCAGAGAUGACCUCGUUCAUGACCACCGUAAAUGCCCGGCGCAAUCAGUUUCGCUCCAGGCCAGGCAAAGGCGGCAGCUCCAGUCACCAGCUCCGCCAGUAUGCCGAGGCUACACUCGGCGGCGGCAGCCUGCGCAAGGUCGUCAAGUUGCCUGAGGGCGAGGAUGAGAACGAGUGGCUUGCCGUCAACAUGGUCGACUUCUACAACCAGAUAAACCUCAUCUACGGCGCCAUCACAGAGUUCUGCUCUCCCCAGUCAUGCCCGGAGAUGAAGGCCACAGACGAGUUCGAAUACCUCUGGCAAGACAACGACACGUACAAGCGGCCGACCAAGAUGACCGCGCCGGCCUACAUCGAGCAGCUCAUGAGCUGGGUCCAGAGCAGCAUCGACAACGAGGCCGUCCUGCCCAGCCGUAUCGGCGUGCCGUUCCCAAAGUCGUUCCCGGCCCUCGUCCGCCAGAUCUUCAAGCGCAUGUACCGCGUCUACGCGCACAUCUACUGCCACCACUACCCGGUCAUCCGCGAGCUCGGCCUCGAGCCCCACCUCAACACGAGCUUCAAGCAGUACGUCCUCUUCAUCGACGAGCACAACCUUGCUAGCGGCAAGGACUUUUGGGGGCCCCUCGGCGAUCUCGUGGACAGCAUGCUUCGCAGCGACUGAAAGGGAGACUUGCAUAUACUGUUUCGGGUGCGUAUGCGUGCGCGUGCGUGCAAAUCCCGAGGAUGUGGCUUGGGGUUUCUGUAGCGCUGUGGUUUUGGGUUUCGUUCUGCAUUCUUGUUGAUUGGGCUUUUCAAAAGGGGUUUCUCAGCAGGCGUUCAACGGGAAAUACUUGUGUCCAUGCGCUUCUUGAAAUUUCCAGAAGCUUGCAGCGCAGAAGGCGAUAAUAUCAUACGGUCAUGAAGGAUAGAAAAUUCCAGGAGUAUAUCCAUAGCCUUGAAGCUGUCUUACUGCUUCGCACAAGCAUUGCCGAGAGAUGCCCAAGGUAGAGUUUGUGCAUUGAGACCCUUGCUGCAUGUCCCGGCAUACCUAUCCUUCUUGGCACCCAUCUCAUAGGGGUUGCGAGGCCGUAGAUCAACAACAUGCAUCAUCAACAC
This is a messenger RNA of Microdochium trichocladiopsis, 1318 nucleotides long. Its product is annotated as putative maintenance of ploidy protein mob1. Lineage: Eukaryota; Fungi; Ascomycota; Sordariomycetes; Xylariales; Microdochiaceae. Gene Ontology annotation, biological process: signal transduction; positive regulation of protein phosphorylation; cell division. Gene Ontology annotation, cellular component: nucleus; cytoplasm. The transcript has 4 exons. The record is from RefSeq and is a predicted model, not a curated record. Gene Ontology annotation, molecular function: protein kinase activator activity. The coding region runs from base 231 to 884 and encodes 217 amino acids.